CGCUGGGCGAGUGUCGGGCGGGCGAGCAAGCCGGCGCCAUUUUGUGUGGUGCAGCCUCGGAAGCAGCUCGCCAUCCCGGCAGCCUCCGCCAGCCCAGCCCGCGAGCGGAGCGCGGCGCCUCAGGCCCGCCGAGUACAGUGACUGUGCCCCGUCCCGGUGCGCCUCUGCCUCCUCCUCCUCCGCCCGCCCGGCUGGCUCCCUCGCCCGCGGGCGCCGUCCCGCUCGCCCCGUGCCCCCGUCCCUCCUUCUCCGAGCCCCGGCCGCCCCCCAUGGCCGUGGAGAGCCCCAGCGUGCCCCCGCCCAGCAGCCCGCACGCCAGGCCCCCGUCCCCCUCUCCGGCCGCCGCCUCCCUCCUCCACAGCCACCACCACGGCAGCAGCCUGGGCCUCGGCGGCGCCAGCGCCCGGCCGCUCCAACAACACCACCACGGGCCCGGCCCGGACGAAAGGGAGGAUGGGGAGCUGGAAGAAGGGGAGCUGGAAGAUGACGGGGGCGAGGAGCCGCAUGAUGCUUCAGAGUCCCGCGAGAAGAGUCGAAAGGACAAAAACGAGAAGCACCAUAGUGACUCGGAUGAAGAGAAGACUCACCGGAGGAAAAGGAAGCGUCGGAAAGAGCGCGAGAAAGAGAAGCGGAGGUCCAAAAAGAAAAGGAAAUCCAAGCACAAGCGCCAUGCCUCUUCAAGUGAUGAUUUCUCAGACUACAGUGAGGACUCAGACUUCAGCCCCGGCGAGAAGGGGCAUCGAAAGUACAGGGAGUACAGCCCUCUCUACUCCUCCUCGUCUCAUCAGCAGUAUCCGUCAUCUCACAGUGCCCCCAAAAAGGGAUAUUCCAAAAUGGAAAGCAAGAACUACCCCAUGUACGAGGAAUAUGAGAACGAGGGCUAUUGUGACUAUGAGGGAGAGGAUGACGAGGACAUGGGCAAAGAAGACUAUGAUGACUUCGCCAAGGAGCUGAACCAAUACCGGAGAGCCAAGGAGGGGUCUCACAGGGGGAGAGGGGGUCGUGGCCGAGGCCGAGGCUACCGUGGUCGUGGAAGAGGCGGGAUGCGAGGGCGAGGCAUGGGCAGAGGCAACCGUGGCAGGGGAAGAGGGGAGCACCCAGAGGAGGAGGAGGAGGAAAUGUAUGAAGAGGAAAUGGAGUACUGUGAAGGAGAAGAGCCUGCAGGGGGAGAUGAGUAUGACGACUAUUCCAAAGAGCUGAACCAGUAUCGCAGGAGCAAGGAAGGAAGGGGAAGAGGCUUAGGUCGUGGCCGAGGCCGUGGCUCCAGAGGGCGAGGAGGCAAGGGGAUGGGCCGAGGAAGAGGCCGGGGGAGAGGAGGCAUGGGCAAAGGAGGUGGAAUGAAUGAAGAGGACGACUACUACGAUGACGACAUGGGGGAUGGAGGCGGAGGCGGGAAUUAUCGGCGGAACGACCACGAUAAAUCUCACCAGCAAUCGGAUAAGAAAGGAAAAGUCAUCUGCAAAUAUUUUGUGGAGGGAAGAUGCACCUGGGGCGAACACUGCAACUUCAGCCAUGACAUUGAGCUGCCAAAGAAGCGGGAACUCUGCAAGUUUUACAUCACCGGCUACUGUGCCAGAGCUGAAAACUGUCCCUACAUGCAUGGGGACUUCCCUUGCAAGCUGUUUCAUACGACUGGGAACUGCAUCAAUGGAGACGACUGCAUGUUCUCCCACGAUCCUCUCACAGACGAGACGCGGGAGCUUCUGGAUAAGAUGUUGGCGGACGAUGCUGAGGCAGGAGCAGAAGACGAGAAGGAGGUGGAGGAGCUGAAGAAGCAAGGCAUCAACCCCUUGCCCAAGCCGCCUCCCGGGGUAGGGCUGCUGCCCACCCCCCCUCGGCCGCCGGGGCCGCCAGCUCCAACGUCGCCCAAUGGCCGGCCCAUGCCUGGCGGGCCACCUGCUCCACCACCCCCACCGCCCCCCCUCCCGCCCCCAGGACCACCGCAGAUGCCACCUCCGAUGCAUGAGCCCCUCUCGCCGCAGCAGCUGCAGCAGCAGCAGGACAUGUACAAGAAGAUUCCCUCCCUCUUUGAGAUUGUGGUGAGGCCCACCGGCCAGCUAGCAGAGAAGCUGGGUGUGAGGCACCCAGGCAUGUCUCCGCCUAUGUUCCCCGACAUGCCUCCCGACAUGCCCCCCGACAUGCUUCCUGACAUGUGCCCUGACAUGUGUCCUGACAUGCCCAUGGGCCCCGGGAUGAACCCUGGCCCUCCCAUGGGCCCCGGGCCCCCAAUGAUGCCCUUUGGGCCUGAGGAGAUGCCCCCUGGUCCACCAGCACCCGACUUCUAUGACGGCUUCUACCCGCAUCCAGAAGGCUUGGAGAUGGACCCCAACCUGAUGGGUGGCCCAGAGGGCUACGGGAACUAUGAUGAGAUGGACGAGUUGCCUGGGGAAAACAUCUUCCCCGACCCUUCCCUGGAGCCAGACCCCUUCUGCGAUGGAGGGAUCCCCCGACUGCAGAAGCCUCCCGCCAACGUCCCCGACUUCCUGCCGUCCACGCAGCGGGCUCUGUACCUGCGCAUCCAGCACAAGCAGCAGGAGGAGGAAGAGAGGGCUCGGCGGCACGCGGAAGGCUACAAGCCAGAUCGGGAUCACGAGGAAGGCGAUACUGGCAAUUGGUACUCCAGCGACGAGGAUGAUGGCAGCAGCAGUGUCAGCUCCAUCCUCAAGACUCUGCGGCAGCAAAGUUCCAGCCGGCCCCACGAAGAUGCUCCCAGUGGCGCUGGCCCCGCCUUGAGCAGGAGCGACCCUCGCCUCCAGAAAAGCCAGCCCCCGGGAAGCAGCCGGCCGGCCGACCCUCGCCUCCUGCGCGACCCCAGGCUUUCUCGAGGCGUGGAGCCUUCCGCUCCGCCUGGUGCGGGGGACGCUGGGCCCACAGAUCCCAGGCUGGCCCGGCACAUUCCCCCCUCUGCCCCUAAAGCAGACUCUCUGCAUUCCAGCCCCUCCGUGGGGCAGAAGGGUGUGGCAGUUCCGGAAGAGGAAGAAGGGGAGAGGGCCCUGAGGGACAAGCCGGUCACGAUUCCCCUGGAUCCUUUGCCAAAUCACACCCUGAGGGACCCUCGGGGCCAGCUGCAGCAGUUCAGCCACAUCAAGAAAGACAUUGUCCUGGUCAUGCCCGGUUUUGCCCGCACGGUGCUGUGGAGCCCCGAGGACCUCAUCCCGCUGCCUGUCCCCAAGCAAGAGUUCGUUCCCGUCCCGGCGGCUUUGCAGGCUCUGCCUGCUCUUGAUCCGCGCCUGAACCGGCCUCAGAACUCCACCAGUCUCUCCGACCCCAGACAGCGGGCGGCAGCCCCAGCAGAAGCUCCAGCCGGCUCUGGCUCCAGCCUCCCGGACUUUGAGCUGCUCUCGAGGAUAUUGAAGACGGUCAACGCAGCAGGCAGCCCAACCCAGAGUGACAAGCCAAGUGACCCCCGGAUGCGCAAAGCCCCUGCUGACCCCAGGCUGCAAAAGGCUUCUGAGCCAGCACCCUCAAAGCCAACAGAUGCUGCCAGUGCAUCAGCAGCUGGCCCUGCUGCCUCCUCGGAGGCAGCCCCCAGCAUCGCUCCCUACGAUCCCCGGCUGCUGACAGCGGGAGGGCUGAGCAGGGGCACCGGCCAGAGCAGUGUCCUCAGCGGGAUCAGCCUCUACGACCCAAGGACUCCGGGCUCAGGCGGCAAGGCUGCGGAGCCAGCUGGGGAGGGCAGCCCUGCGGCCAAGGGCUCCGACGGCGGCGGCAGCAAUAGCAAAGGCAGCGCCAGAGGGAAGGAGCCCUUGUUUGUUCGUCGGUCAGCCCUGGACCAGGUGGAAGCGGAGAAGCCAAGCGCAGAACCUUCGACCGACAGGUACAACAGCUACAACCGGCCGCGGCCCAAGGCCGCCACCACCACCACGGCCACCACUGCCGCCGCCACCACGCCUGCUGCCACAGAGACUGCUGCACAGCCUGGCAUCCACAACCUUCCGGUACCCGCUGUCUAUGGCAUGGUGAAGCAGGGGGCCAAGUCCGGGGCAGGCAGCCCCUUUGCUGGAAACAGCCCUGCGCAGGAGGGGGACCCACAGGACGCCGGCUCCUUAAAGGAUGUUUUUAAAGGCUUUGACCCCACAGCCUCCCCGUUCUGCCAGUAGUAUUAAAGACUUGCCCCUACAGCCUUGUGCCCGAGAGAAGCAGCAGUGUUCGAAACUUGUUCUCUUAUUUUCUUUUUAUUCCAUUAAUCCACCUCCCUCCUCCCUCCCCCCCCCAGCCAUAUAACUUGUAUAUACAUCCUUUGGGUUUUGCUCAGUGCUGUAGCGUGUAAUAUCCAAGCUGCAUUGUAAACAAGUAAUCAGAGUAUCUUAAGUAGUACUAGCCAGUAUUGUCUGAUGCCCUGGGCCUUUGUUUGAGGCUCACCUGAAAUCAUUCAUUGUCUUCAAAUCUUCUUUGGAAACCUGGGCCAGCUAAUCCCUCCAGCCCUUAGCCCUUCCUUUGCACAGUGGGCUACGUCCGAACCCCUCCUGCUUCUCCUCCUCCUCCUCCUCUUCAGGUGUUUUCUGUGGGAUGGAGGAGAGGCUGGUGAAAGAAAGGUGGUUCUUUCCUGUUGCGUAAAGGGAUGAUGCUGUCAGCCAUGCUGAUCUGUAGAAUAUAUGUAUCUUCAUUUCUUAGCUGUAACAAAAUAAGUGUAUCAUAGCCUUUUUUUUAAGAAGAAGAAAAAAAUCUAGUGCGGUGAAAAUUACCAUGGAGAAAUAACCAUGUUGGAUUAUUUUUGUAAUUGUGUUGGAUUUUAAGUACUUGUUUGCCAUUUCCUGGAGGUUGCUGGAUCCAGAUCCAGAUGAACUAGAACAGGGCGCUACAUCUGGGGUGUUUGGGCGGCCUCUCGAAAAAAGUGAUGCUUUCUACCAAAACAGAAUUUGUAGUAUUGAAAUUAAAUUAUUAAUAUCCCUUUGAUUCCACUUGUCUGUCUUCUGCACUUGUCUUAAUAAGCAGGCACUGCCAGAGCUCCAAAAUGGCUCAUAGAUUAUGUAGCUCCAGUUUCGCAGGCCGUGUUAUGGAGGUGGAAUGGGGUAACUAGAGCAGGCCAGGGCCCAGUGUCUCUGCUGCAGAGCAGGUUCGCUUAAAACCCAGCCUGAAUAACUCGAGAUUCCACGUGGCUUUAGAAGUGGAAAUGUUGCUGGAGGUGGACAGACCUUUUGGGAGCAUCAGAAGAGCAGGUGCCUGGAGUUGGUGCUUCAGAGGCAGCCGAGGAGGACCAGGAGCAAGAACCAGAGAUUGCAAUGUCUGCUCUUGAGAGCUCAUCACAGUCGACUUGCCUGCUGGCUGUUUUAAAGCCCAGCCAAAAUAUCUUCUCAAAGGGAAGAGAAGUUUGUGGCCUGCACUUGCUUCGUAGCCCUCCUGCCCUGCAUAGCAGCCCUGACUCUUCCCUGCCAGCGUCUUGAGGUUGGCAUCUCGUCGCCUUUGUGUUAAAGCACGCAAAGCUAUUUUGGCCUGAUCCUGUAGAAAGAAGCACCUGUCACCUCUUGGUCCUCCUUCAGGUGGGGCUGCUGCUCUUUGUGGUCUUUCUUCUCGUCCAUCUGCACUUGAAGGCAGGAGAGAGACUGGAUGCUGGCCUGGAAAAAAGUAUUUCUCAACAGCAAGGGUAUUUCGCAGCUAUAUGCAGUGUUCUGAAAAAAAAGCAUAAGCUCUUGUCAGCUUGGCAGAGACGAGGUGCUUGUGCCCUUUCUGCACGAGGAACCUGCCCAGGGAACAAGGAAGAAGAGGCAGCCGAGGGUUCCCCUCUGCUUUGACUGAGUCUCUCCUAGCGACCCAGCGUGGCCGAAGGAAGCAUCCUGCAACCAUGCUCAGCACACAGCACCCCCAAAGAUCUGGAACAAGUUGGUCUCUUCCCCCUACAUAGAGGUCAUAGUCUUGAGUGGUGAAGGCGGUAAACACCAUGAGCGGAGCGUGUCUUAGCUGAAACUGACUAGCUGUAAGAAGGUCUUCUCUCCCUACCUUGUAGUAUAUAUGGGGGCUGCUGCUGGCUAUAUGAGAAGUGGGGUGUCUCAUUCGCAGAAAAAAGUAUUUAGGGGUGGGAAAACAGCUUUAAGGCAUUUGCAUUGCUGGGAACGUUGUGAGUGCUGAACUUGGCAGUGUUUACUUUAAAAAGGGCCAUCAGGACACCUUGAAAGCUUGGUCGUUCCCCCAUACCUGUGCCGCUGCAAAUCCUCCUGUUUCAGGCACAUUCAUUUAAUGGAGAUGUAGUUUGGCUCUUGCCCGGGAGCAUAAAAGCCACAGUGUAUUGGAGGAACUGGUUUAAGAAGGGGAGGGACGUGCUCCAUCUCACUCCAAACUUAAACCACUUUUCCUUGGUGAAAGCCCAAGACCGUUAAGCCCAUUGUCCGUUCUACAAACUUAGCAACCAUUUCACCGUUCUGACUCUGUGCACAAGCAUUGAGGUCUAGCUGCUGUGGGUCCUAUGGGAGGGACAGUGAACUAGAAUGAAAUUCUCAGCAACCUCCCCAAACUCUCAUUUCCAGGGCUCCUUGGUGCAGCUAUAGCUCUCAAACUGGUGUAAAGUUUUUGAGUGUAACUUUAACCGGGGAGGUUCGUUGUGAAGUAUUCUGUCUUGCGAGCUUAUUUAGAUAGAGAUGCUCAGUGACAUUUGUAUAAAAAAAAUGAUCUUUUGUAAAAACUGUAAAAUCACUUCAAUAGACACAAAUGGCAAAAAAAAAAACUUAAUUGAUGAAACUGGUCAUCUACCAGAGCUUUAUAAACAUGCUAUAAAAUGUAAAUA
Molecule: messenger RNA, 6718 nt
Organism: Zootoca vivipara (common lizard)
Lineage: Eukaryota; Metazoa; Chordata; Lepidosauria; Squamata; Lacertidae
Gene: ZC3H4
Product: zinc finger CCCH-type containing 4
Biological process (GO): negative regulation of DNA-templated transcription
Cellular component (GO): nucleus
Molecular function (GO): RNA binding; metal ion binding
Source: RefSeq, a predicted model, not a curated record